AUGGAGAACUGUGCUUCCGUGUGGUUGCCGCGUAUCCUCCGAGAACACCUCAGCGGCCCUGCAGCUUUGAGGGCUCUGCGCAGCUGUCGGAGCCUCAAUCAGCUGUGGCCUCGGUGCCUCCAGGCGGGUGAGGGUUUUUGGAUCCUUGAGCAACUGCAGAGGGUCGCUUUGGGACAGCUCCUUGCACGAGAUGAGGAUCUGUUCAACUGCUUCUUGUGGGCCAGAGAAGACAUGAAGAGCCGCAGGAUACUCUACCAGACAUUCGGGGACACAAUUGAGAUUCGCACAGGUGUGCCGCCAGAGCAAGACGAGCACACGACGAAGCUUGUGGUACGCAGCUUGUCGGAGACCUUUCAGGCCAUGAAGGGCGAUGAGAGUUUAGAGUUGAUGACGCGAGUUCUUGCCUUUCCCAAGAAGAUGUCCGAGCGGCUGCCAGAACUUUUUGCCGGGACUUUGAAGAUCGUCGGCGAGGAGUCACCAGCUCUCAGGGCCAUGGGCCUUGAAAACUGGGAAGUGUCCAAGCACACCCAGAACAAUGAAAAGCCCAACAACCGUUGGACCUCCUUCUGUUUCCAUCGGCCGCAGCCGAAGAUCCCAUUGGGGAUCUUCCAUUUGCACGGGGAGUUUGACCUGCCCGGAGGGGAUGGCGCUGCGGAGCUGACCCUGGCUUACGUAAGCACUGACCUCGACUUUGUGGUGGCAUCACGGGAUUAUUGCGAGUAUCCCAUCUACAGGCACUUGGCUACCAAAGUGUCCUCGAGCUGGGAGGAAGCAGAAGCCCUGCUAAGAGCCGGUUUCUGUAGCCAUGGCGCCAAGCUGCCGAGUCUCAGCAAGGAAGGCACAGAGAUGGAGGAGAUAUUUGCAAAAAUCCACACGCCCGAUGGGUGGGAGGUCGAAAAAUCCACAAUGUAUCUGGGUGAUGAUCGCUGCGUUAUGGGCUGCCCGCGCCUUGAGGCCGUUUAUCAGGAUGCCAAGCAGUUGGCCGCAGAGUAG
Molecule: messenger RNA, 993 nt
Organism: Symbiodinium natans
Lineage: Eukaryota; Dinophyceae; Suessiales; Symbiodiniaceae
Source: the annotation of a GenBank genome assembly